UUGAAUUUUCAGGAUGUGCAAAAGCACUCUGUCCACACUCUGGUGUUUCGAUCUCUCAAGAGAACACAUGAUAUGUUUCUCUCUGACCAAGGGAAUGCACCCAUGAAACUGGAUGAAAAGUAACUUCAAGUUAUAUAAAUUAAUAUAAUUUUAAAUUAAAAAUGAGACUGUAAAGCCUUUUAGAUUCUUGAUAGAUGCACUUACUAUUAUUUCCAUCCAUCGUUUAAGGAUUAAAACUUGUAAUUUAUUACAGGAAUGUUUUCUCUCUAGUUCAUAACUGCACCACUAAAAUAGAUUCUAUGAUCUUAAGUAAAAUUGAGACUGACUCAUUAUGAUUUAAAUUAUUUGCUGCAGGUUCUCAGCCUCUGUUAAAAAAAUAAUAAUGCUCAAUCUGAACAAUCUUAAAUAUUGAUAUUCUGUGUUUACUACAUGUACAUUUCAUCUGAUAGCGAAAAAUUGAGAUGCCAGAUAAAAAUAGCAGAUGAAUAUGGGCCAGUCAAGGAGGCAGCUAAAAGAGAAGCAAAAGCUAAACAGAUGCAUCAUGCAGGUUGGUGUCUAUUUUUGAUUUGAAGGCUGUAAAUUAUUUUUUUAAAGCAUUGGUAUUAUUUUCUUAAAGAUGUUUAUGAAGUUAUUUUUGGAUUCAUAUUAUUGUUGAACUCUAUAUGGAACCUAGUUGGUUUUUAAUAUUUUAACCUAAAAAUCUUCAUAAAUGUAUAAUUUUAUGCUGAUUGAAUGUCCCACUGAAAAUUACAAUUCCUUAAAACAAAGAUUGUAUAAUGUCAGUCAAAUGUAAACACUUGAUUAUUACAACUUACCCCAUAAUGACAACCUCAUUUUAAGUUACUGUAUCAAAUUUUUAAAUAGGUGGUGAUAUAUCCAAUGGAAUUGCUGGAGGUAAAAGUCUUUAUAAUGGAUUUUGUACCUGAUCGAGUUUUACUCUAUUUAAAAAAAAAAUUCAUAAAGAUAGAACUACAAUCUCAUAAUUUAUUGUAAUUAAUAAAAAUUAUUUAUCCUAUAGACAUUUAAUUUAAUGGUUAAUUAAUAAAACAUGAUUGUAAAUUUUAUUUUCAAAUUUUUUUUCAUUCAUUCUCAGGUGAUGGAGAUCACAUGAGGUCAGUCGUUUUAUCGGGCUAGUCAUUGUAAUUGUUACCAAAAUAUGCAAGAUUUUUGUGCCUUCUUUAUUUGAUUGAAAGAUGUUUAUAAUUGUCUUUUUUACAUUUAAAGUUUUCUUGCUGAUGGUUUUGGACAUUUUUGUUGUUACAGAUAUCGAUGUUAAUCAAUUAUCAGAUUUACACACAAAAAAAACUAACCAGGGCAUUGUUGGUUGUUCUUUACAAAGCAAUAGUAAAAUAAAAAUAUUUUAUGAUAAAUUAUUCGAUAAGCAAUUUGCCAGUGUUGAGAUUGCGGUUGGCUGCAACAAAGUGUACUUUUUUAGCACAAAAAAUUGAAUUAAAAUUUAAUGAAAGGUUGUAGCUUGCUUCACAUGUAUUCGUAGCUUGAUGAAAUUGUUAAAAAUCCAAAGCAGUGGAUGUAGUUUUCCUAGUGAAUUUUUUCCCUUUUCAGACUUUCCGGUAAUGAAAAUGAUAGAAUGGAUCCAAAUAGUAGGGUGAGAUAUAUUUAUAUAAAUAAUGCGUUAAUAUAUAUUUUCAGAGACCAGCUAUUAAAAAUCAAAAGUAAACAACUUUAAAAAGAAAAAAAAAUGGGAUUUAAAAGAUAAACGAAUCUGACAAUAAAUUGGUCAAUUUAAUACGUGAUCAAUUACUGAGUGAAUAUUUUAUUGAAAUAUUGUAUUACUCUUGUCUCUAAAAUUUACUUCUUUAUAUAAAACAUACAGUCAAACCAUAGCCCAGAAGUAAUUGUUAUUUCUUUUUUAAUGGUGAUUUUUUUCUCUCCAGGCAUUGGUAUCAGUAACAAUUGGACAGCAACAAAUGUUGGUACCUAAGAAAGCUCCAACAAUGCCAAAACCAAAUUGGCAUCCACCUUGGAAACUUUACAGAGUAAUUAUAAAAUUAAACUUUACAAAAAAAAAUUGAUUUGGGAUUGAAAAUAAGUAUUAAGUCAUUUGCAGUUACAAAUAAAUGAAAAGCACUUAAUCAUGAAAAUAGAAUUCAUUGUGAAUGAGAUCAGUACAUAAUUAUGUGCUGUUAUGAAGUUGUUUUGUUAGUCCACAGAUGCUCUAGUUCUAUCCCCAUCAGAAAGAAGUAAAAAUAUAUAAAGGAUGUAAUAAUCUUUUGAAACAUGAAAAUAAAAUUUAUAGAUUAAGAGUAAGACAUGUAUAUUUGUGCAAUCUUUGCUUAAAGAUUUUCCAUUGUCCAGGUGAUAAGUGGUCACAUAGGCUGGGUUCGAUGUCUUGCAGUGGAACCAGGCAAUGAGUGGUUUUGUUCUGGUGCUGGUGAUAGAGUUAUUAAGGUUAGUCGGUACUACUUAUGUUAAGUUGCUGCUCAGUUAUGAACAAUUGUCUUGAUAACAGAUCAUUUAUUUUAGUGUAGAAUGGAUGAAUUCUGUAAAAUAUUUUAUUCUUGAGCUGCUGAAUGGUAUGCAGCAAACAGUAAAUUUAUAAAUAAUAAAAUUAAACGAAGAUAUAAUUGGUCAUGUCUUUUCAAUCUCAAGACACCAAGACUAAAUUUAAAAUUAGCUUAUGAAAAGAUAUUUUAGAAAAAUACAAUUUUGAGAUUGUCCCACCUGCAAAUAUAUAAGGUAAUGAGAGGGAGAGACUGCAAUCAGGUUAGCAAAUAAAGGAAAUAGUUAAAAUAAUUAUGGGAAAACCUGAAAAAAAAAAAGGAACUCAACAAAAUAACAAAUUUGUCUGCAGGAAGCCUUCGUCAGCGAACAAACAACUGAAAAAACAGAAUUAAAUUUUGUUAAAAAGCACUUAGCUGGAAAGUAGCAUCUGAGAGGGCAGCUAAAGAAUUGUGUACCACACUCGGAUUUAUCUAGUAAUAAGUUUAAGCUUUUCAUUUCAGAUUUGGGAUCUGGCCACAGGGACGCUGAAGUUGACUUUAACAGGACAUGUUAGCACUGUGAGAGGGCUGGCAGUUAGUGCAAGGCAACCCUAUUUGUUCUCUUGUGGAGAAGAUAAAAUGGUGAAAUGCUGGGAUCUAGAGCAAAAUAAGGUGCAGUUGAAAAAAUGCUAAUAUUAAAAAGUUACUUUCAAAUUGGAUGAAGAGAUAAGAAAAAAUUAUUAUGUUCUGUCUGAAUAUUUGUGAAUUUUUCAAGAGGAGGGGCUGUUUAAAAGGUUUGAAUCUUCCUGAAAUCAUUGAGAUGUGAUUUAAUUGUGUUCACCCAAGAAGUAUCUGUGCUGAUUAUUAUAUAUAUUUAAUCAAGUUUAUGUCAACUUUUAGCAUAGAUGUCAUUGGUAAGCCUGUUAUUGUCUUCCAAAUACCCAGUAUUGAAAAUUGUGCCACAUUAACAAAAAAAUUGUUCAUUUUGAUAGAUAUUAAUUUUUCUGUGAUUGCUUUAUUUAGAUAUUGUGGUGUAUUUUCAGACCAUACGCCAUUAUCAUGGUCACCUCAGUGCCUGUUAUGCCCUGGACCUUCAUCCAACCAUAGACAUUCUAACCACUUGUGGCAGGGAUGGCACAGUUAGGGUGAGUCUCUUUGAUUUAGAAUACCGGUAUUGAAAUCUGUAUUUCAUUAUGGCAUGUAUAAGCAUUAUGUUCUAGCUACAAACCUUAAAUGCCAAGUCAUUUAUUUACAGGGAAUUAAUUUCUAUCAAAGCACGUCAAAGAGAAAUCAGAAUAUAAUUAGGUAUAUUGCUGAUACUUUUCACCAUCAUUUUAGUGGAACAUAAAUGUAAUGUUCAAAACUCUUUGGUGCCAUACAACCUUGAUGCAAAUUAAUUGUUUAACAACAAGGUGAAUAAAACACCACACAUUGGUUAUCCACCAAAUUAAUUAAAAUUUAACUGGUUAACUUCCAUGAUCCGCUGGGAGCGGCUCAGUGUUCUUUUCGCUAUGCCACGAGCUGCUGGUAGUGCCAAUGUUUGUAUCGUAGUAAAUCGAUUCAAAUAUUUAUAUGUAAUUCUGUUCCCGGUUUGCUUCGAGAUUUUAAUUUACCAGCAGGAUGUUUAUAUUUGAACUGCAUGCUAUCAACAGAUAGUUAAAAAAAACGAGCUGUUAAUUAAUUUUUAUCUUAUUUCCAAGCUAGUUAAGAAAGUUUACUAGUUGUUUACCGUGGCAACAAUUGACAGGGUUACUAAAGUCAUAUAAGUGAUUUGAAGUGUAAAUAUUAUUCAAUUUCUGUGUUCUUUGGUGCAUAUUUCUUAUUAUUAUUAAAGGCUUUAAAUUUUGAAUGAUUUAGAAAUUUUAAAUUUAUAUGUAAGCUGGCACAUUUAUAGAUUUGUUAUUGAUAUUCUGUUGUAAAUAAUAAUUUAACAAUAAUAAUUUCCUUAUGAAACUUAACUUUACAAAUGUUUUAAUUGUAUCUUAUAGAGAAUUCAAUUACCGACAAAAUGGUUUAUUUAUCAUUAGAAUAUGUUUAUAAUUAAGAAAACUGAAUUUGUACAUACACCUAAAAUGAGAAAAUGUGACCUGGAUUUAAUUCGGCCAAAGUGGGUUUUUCAAUCUGGUAGUUAAUCAGUUAAGCCACUCUGAAGUUUAAUAUCCCACUACAAUUUCCAUUUAUUUAUUAUUUAUGCAGAUCAUCAUAAACUGUAUAAAGAAAUUAAGGUCUUUGAAUGACCUAUUUAAAAACCUAUAAUUUGACCGUUCAAAUGAUUGAUACUGAAGAUAUUUUAAGGGUUCUUUAGUUACUCUAUUCUUUGGCAUCUUUUUGGCAUGAACUUCCAUCAAUACAUGAAUAUGUCGAACACUUUUAAGUUUUUAAAAAAUAUUGGUACUUUUUAAUUCUUGUUAUAUCUUCAUUUGUCCUGUCUGCUGAGGAAGGCUCUUGGCUGAAACUUUCUUCUUUUAUUGUCCUGUCUUUCUAUUUCAAACUUCCCCAUACCUUGUUCUAUUAUUUUCUUCACACAGCUUGAACCCAGUCCUUCGUUUAUUAUGUAUUCUUUUUAUCUUUUACCAAUGAAUUGUUUUGGCUCAAUCUAUUUUGAAGCUGUUGUGACAAGAAAGCAUUGUUUCCCAGAGAUUUAAUAAUUUUUUAAAUACACCAUAAAAUCACGUAUCCGGAAAUUUGAUCGAAAGAAAUUUCGUCGACGGUAAAUUGAUUGAACGGAAAUUUGGUUGCCACUUUUUUUUCAGUUUUUACGUUAAAAUUUUUGAACACAUUAUUUUGUUUUACUAUAUAGUAGAGUGCGUUCAAAAAUAAAUUUGAAGUAAAUUUUAACGUGUGAACUUAAAAAAAGAUUCUACCAAAUUUUCGUCCGAUCAAAUUUCAGUUGAUCGUUUUACCGUAGACGAAAUUUUUUUCGAUCAAAUUUCCGGUAACCAUAAAUCAUGAUUUCUGAGAUAGUGACUGGAGUAUAGUGUGGACCAGGAUAAAAAGCUGAAAGCUUGGUAUGCUUGAUUUAUAGGAAACAUGUGAGAAAGGACCAAGAAACUAUGAACAAGGACAGAAACAUUUAAAUAUUUUGAAACACUUGCACCAAGGUUUGACUUAAAUUAACCUCAAUAAUUGAUUAUGUUGUUUUCUGAUGCCCUAUUUUUAACUUCUUAUACUGGAAGGUGUGGGACAUUCGUACCAAAGCAUGUGUUCAUACAAUGGUGGGGCAUACCAACACAGUAGCAGAGGUCAAAUGUCAAGCUGCUGAACCUCAAGUAAGUAAAAUAUAUAUUUUUUUAUUAUUAUAGAGUAGCUCAAAGCAUAGCUUUGUAUAAGAACAUCUGCAAAACCUGUUAAUGGCAGAUAAGUUAUAUGAGACAAUAAGUAUAAGCAUUAACAUAACAAAAAACUUUUUCUGUUUAAAUAUUUUUAAAGUACACAACUAAAUUUUUAGUCAGAAAUGUUUAAAAAAACAACAUUUUGCUAAAGGAAAACAUUUUUGGAAGACCAACUUUGUGAAAAUUCAAGUACCCUAAAACAGUAAUAAGCAAUAAGAACACUUUUUGACAUGGCCCUUUAAAAGUUGGUGGUCAUUAGAUAUUAGCCAAAUAACUUAAUGACAGAAAAUGUCAAAUUAAGUUUGUAGCGUACUGACGUUAUUUUUUAGUUUAGCACCAAACUCAUCUUUAUAUUUGGAAUUCACAAGGAUGUGUUUUAAAAAAGUAAUUCCUAAAUUUCUAUUUUUAGACCCCUACUAAUUUAGAAAACAAUUAAACAAACUUCAUUUGUUGAACCAUGGAAGAUUACAAAACUGUUCUUGGCAACAACAAUAAAGAUUACUUAUUUACUUUUUUUUUUAAUAUUCCUGCAAAAAAAAUCUUUUCCAUAUACUGGUAAUAUAAAAAAGCUGAAAGUCACUACUGAUUAUAGGUAAAUAUCAGUAUUAUUAUUUAGAGAGUUUUCAAAAUUAAAGUAAUGUUUAUUAUAUAUUUUUAAUUUAGGAGAAACUUUCUGUAUAACAGGUUAUAUCAGGUAGCCAUGAUUGCACAGUGAGACUCUGGGAUCUGGCGAUGGGAAGAACAAGAGUUACAUUGACUAACCACAAGAAGAGUGUUAGGGCACUUGCUCUUCAUCCCUCACAGUAAGAUUUUUAGACUUAGUUAUCAGCAUUCAAAAAAAUUGUAUUUUUUAAUUUACUAUGUUUUUACAUCACCACGGCCCAAUAGCUCCAACUGCAACAUGCUAUAUUUCUUUGGUUAGCACUUCUAUUUUGUGUUCUUCUUUACCCUUUGACUUUUUCUAGCCAUUCUCUAGUCAGUUAGUUUUUUUUCAUCCCAGAAGUGGGGAGAGACUUUUUAAGUAUUGUAGAAAUCAUAUUAUUAGCAUUAGGCUAAAUAAUUUUAAAAAGCUAACAACAGCCAUUGCGUUAAUUCAGAUAUAUUUUAAAUAAUGGAAUUUACAAAAAAUUAUCACUUCUAAAGAUACCGGUAAUAAAAAGUUUUAAAAAGUAAUAACUCUGCAACUAUUUAUGCCACAAGUGUAAAACUUGCAGUUGGUAACAUACUUCUAACCAACAAGAAUGAUAUUAAAACCAAUACCAUACUGUAACAAGUUAUCACGUUGACUAUUAAUUAAAUUAAUUACAUUUAGGUACUCUUUUGCCUCUGGAUCACCUGAUAAUAUCAAGCAAUGGAGAUUUCCAGACGGCAAUUUCCUGCAAAAUAUGUCUGGUCACAAUGCAAUCAUCAACAGUCUGGCAUGUAACUCAGAUGGUGUCCUUGUGUCUGCAGGUAGUGUUAUAUUUAUUUUUAAAACAGAGUAUUAGGCAUGUAUUUCAUGUGCUUGUUAUAUUGGACAUAUUUGCAUAUUUUUAAAAUAGCUAAACUUAAACCAAACGAUUCUAAUUUAACUUUCAUUAGUAUUUUCAUUAGUAUUACUAAGAAAUAUUCAGUUGAUCUUAUUAGACCCAGUUGAUCUUAUUAGGCAAAAUCUGGGGUCUUAAUUCAUGUCUCUUUUCACUAGCAGACUCAUCAGAGUGGGCAACAUUUUGUGGCCAGUCAAGAUUUAUGUACUAUAUAUAAAUUAACUAUACACUAUUGAAAUAAUUAACGUUAAUAGUGACUAUCGAUCCAUGGACCAGUAUAACUUUCAGAACUUUUUCAAACCCAUGAUCUAAUCGUCACCAUAUUCUAAUUGUCAUGACUAUUGCACAAAAAAAUUGUUAGUUAUGGAAACAAGCAAUCUCUGCUAAUACCGGUAUUUAUUUUAUAUUUAUUUUAUCUUUCAGCUGACAAUGGUAGUAUGCACUUCUGGGAUUGGAAGACUGGCUAUAAUUUCCAACGUGUCCAAGCAGCUGCUCAACCAGGCUCCAUCCAUUCGGAGGCUGGUAUCUUUUCAUUGUGUUUUGACCACAGUGGCACUCGUCUAAUCAGUGGAGAAGCUGAUAAGACAAUCAAAAUAUACAAAGAGGAUGACACUGCUGUAUGUUACUUAGCUAAUAUUAUGACCAUACUUUCUUCUUACCUAUCAGUACUGUUUAUUAAGUUCAUAUUGGUGUUGAGUACACUUUAUACAUGAAUAAUUUCAAAUUCAUAUAUUCAUGUAGAACAAAAAUUAGGUAUACAGCUAGUUUAAGACUUGGCUUUUUUACUAUAAAAAUAAUUUAGAUCCUCGCUUAUCGAACUAUGUAAAUAUUUAGUUAUUGUGAUAUUUUAAGUGGGCAGUAAAAAGAAGAUGGUGGAAUAACUAAGAUGUAAACAGGUUGCGUUUAACAAAGGUGUAAACAGAUUGCGUUUAAGAAACAUUUAAAGACUUUUUUAUUUAAAUAGAUUUAAGAACAUCAGAGCGCUGUGAGCAUGCUCAAGUAGCAUGGAUACAAGCGCUAUAUAAAUAUUCAAUUCAACAAAAGUGUUGGAAAAAAAUUUAAAACUUUAAAGACAUUUUGUACUUAAAGAUGAUUUAAUGAAAGUAUAAGCAAUUGAUUACCGUACCUUUUGUUCACAAACUAUUGCAAUUUCAAAUUAAAAUAAAGGCUGAUUCCUGAAGGGACUUCGGGAAGGUUCAAUUAUUCAAAACUUUAAAAAAAAAAAAAUAAUUUUGAGUCUAUAAUCACUAGCUGUAAUCAUUUUUUACAAUCUUUACCUGAAUUUUUUCUUCAUUGUUGAAUUUGAACAAAGUUUUGUGGUCAUUUGUGUUUGUAUUGUAUUAUUUUUUUUUUAAUGUAAAUUUGAAUUUAUUACUCUUUUUCUGUAGAGAUUGUAUUAAUUUCAUUUAUUGAAUUUCUUCAAUUUUGUGUUUUCAGACUGAAGAGACACAUCCAAUUAACUGGAGACCAGAUAUUUAUAAAAAGAAGAGAUACUAAACUGCUUCAUUUUUACCCACAUUUUCAUGGUGUAACUGAUUUGUUUCAUGGUUUUUGUAAAUAAAUAUAGUAUGUCAAAUUAUUACUUGUACUGUCUCAGUUGAUCUUUCUUUGUUACGGUUUCUUACUGAUUUACUUCAGUGCUGGGCCAUAUAUUUAAUAACAUACUCUUGUUGUAUUAGCCUCUUUGUUACAUGAUAAAUGAUGCUAGGGUUACCAGAAUUGCACAAAGAGCCACAAGAAAACUUGGAACAUUAUUUAUUGAACUUAUUAAGAUCUCAAAUAAAUAUAAGUCAUAAGACACAUGCCUCUUUUUAAGUAAAAAAGGGAAUUAGACUAAAAGGUUGAGCUCAAAAUUAAUUUAAAAUGGAUCUAAGCAAACUGUGAAUAUUUACACAUUGACCACCAGAUUAUUCUAGGGCAGUGUUUCCCAACAUGAGGCCCACGCCCCCCAGCGGGGCAAUUUGAUUGUUAAGGGGGGCAAUUCGAAAAUGAGCUGUCUAGAAUUUGAAAACCAACCAUCUUGAGGUGCAUUUGAAGGCCAAUUAUAGUUGUCAUAUUAUUCCAGAUUUUAAUUACUUUCAAACAUAUUAGAAACAUUUUAGAAAAAGAACAUCCUUAAAGUCUCUGUUUACCACUUAUACUGCAACUGUCAAUCAUAUUCUUGAGGCUACCCGGUACUUAUGAAAUUUCUUUACUGCAUAUAAAUAGAUUUUUAAAUUGGUCUGUAAAAUGUUCAGUUUUUUUUCUUUCUUUUAAUAAAGAUUCUUGAUUCUUAAACUGAAGCCUGGUAUCUUUUAAACUUCUCCUUUAUUAAAAUUAACAGACAAGAAGGUAAACAAAUAAACUAUAUUGUUUCUUGGAAAAGAAGACAUGAAGUGUAAUUAUUUGACUAAGAAAGAAUAAAUCAAAAACUAAAUAUAUCUAAAGAAAAUCUUAAGCUGCUUUAUUUCUAGAAAAUAGAACAACUUGCAUAACUGUAUUGUUACUACACAAUGCACACAACUUAAUCAUAAGCCAAUGCAUUAUCACUGCAUCACAGGAAAAGUCUUAAAAUAUUUCAAGCAUAAGUGCCUGUUAGAAUUCAGUGUUGGCUCUUUGUUAACAAACUUUCAACCGCCCUUGCAACUUGAUCCUUACUCAUGUUGGUCAGAGGAAGGCUAGAUUCUUUUCCAAGCUCUAAGAUUAAAAAAAAUAAAUAAAAAAUUAGCAAGCAACCUUUAACAAAAGACAAGCAUACAGAUAGACUUCCUAAUUUAUAAUGAAAGGAAAACGUUGAUCAUUUGUAAAAAAUACUGAAGUACCUGUUAAAUUUAAGAAAACAAGAAUUACACAUCAAAACAGACAGAGGUAGUGCAUUUUUAAAAAAAACUUCUUUUGGGAGCCUUAAAUUUCUACACUUAAAAUUUAUUUGCAUGUUUUUUGUGUGUUUGACUUAAUUUACUUUAAGAAAAUCAACAACAGUAAUCAAAUCUCUAGCUUAAUUAGGGAUUUUGAUUUGUAGCGGUACAUAGAAUUUUGAACAGGUGCAGAAAAACUGCACAAAUCACACUUGAAUCGAAGUAAUGUACAAUAAAAAGAAUUAUAAAAAGCACUUACCAUAGCGAGCGUAAACUUUAGGCUGUAUAUCAUUAGCUUCUCUGACAAGGAAAGGGAACUUUGGAUUUUGGAGCUUAAGAUUAACAUAACUGCUUUCUAAAUAUUC
Lymnaea stagnalis (great pond snail) is the source of this 10501-nucleotide messenger RNA. The record is from the annotation of a GenBank genome assembly. Lineage: Eukaryota; Metazoa; Mollusca; Gastropoda; Lymnaeidae.